Molecule: messenger RNA, 2244 nt
Organism: Argiope bruennichi
Lineage: Eukaryota; Metazoa; Arthropoda; Arachnida; Araneae; Araneidae
Gene: TM9SF4
Product: transmembrane 9 superfamily member 4-like
Exons: 19
Coding region: 205-2085 (626 amino acids)
Biological process (GO): protein localization to membrane
Cellular component (GO): membrane
Source: RefSeq, a predicted model, not a curated record
CCGAAUAAACAAAGCAACCCACUUUUCGUCAUAUGCUAGUGCGCUCUGUAGAUUCUAUUCCGUAACAACAAGAUUUUCGUUUUCAGAUGUGCUGAAAACAUUACCUGAAAUACUCAUGGUAUCCAGAUCUCAAUUAAAUGUUCUGUACUCAAAGAAGUGAUAAUAAACAUUCUUGCAAAACAGCAUUGCCUGUAAAAUAAGACAAUGAAGCCUAAGGGUAUCUGUUUCCCCCAUCUGGUAUGGUGGUGUAUAAUAAUAUUUUCCAAGAUUACCUAUGCAUUUUAUGUUCCUGGUGUUGCACCUGUAGAAUUCAAAAAAGGAGAAAAUAUAGAGGUUAAAGCAGUAAAGAUGACAAGUACUUUAACCCAACUUCCUUAUGAAUAUUAUUCCCUUCCUUUUUGCCGGCCAAAAAAAGGGGCUAUUGUGUAUAAAUCAGAAAAUUUAGGAGAAGUAUUGAGAGGAGACAGAAUUGUUAAUACACCUUAUGAAGUGCAAAUGGCUGUAGAUCAGUCUUGUCGGCUAUUAUGUAACAAUCCCAAGACUCCGCUAAAUUGGUCUGUAGCCGAGUCGAAACUUGUGGCCAACAGAAUACAGCAUCAGUAUUAUGUACAUUUAUUGAUUGAUAACCUACCAUGUGCUACAAGAUAUGAUGCUACUGAUGUUCAGUAUGAGCAUGGCUAUAGAUUAGGUUUUGUUGAAAAAGGAAUACCUUACAUUAAUAAUCACUUAAAAAUUAUACUGAAGUAUCAUUCACAACCAGGGGAGAAUUAUCGUGUUGUUGGAUUUGAAGUCGAAACUCAAAGCAUUGAUCAUUCUGAUUUACAAUUUACUGGAAAUACUUGUUCUUAUCCUGAAUCUCAUAAAAAGCAAGCUGUGAAUGUUGAAGGACCUACCAAGCUAUAUUUCACAUAUGAAGUCAUUUGGGAAGAGAGUAAUAUUCGAUGGGCCUCAAGAUGGGAUAUAUAUCUUGCCAUGACUGAUGUUCAGAUUCACUGGUUUUCUACUAUAAAUUCAGUUGUAGUUGUGUUUUUCUUGUCAGGAAUAUUAACUAUGAUUAUUGUCAGAACUCUGCGAAGGGAUAUUGCAAGAUAUAACAAAAACGAAGACAUGGAUGAUACCAUAGAAGAAACAGGUUGGAAACUUGUUCAUGGUGAUGUAUUUAGACCACCUAGGUAUCCCAAACUUUUUGCUGCUGUUAUUGGUAGUGGAAUACAGAUCUUUCUUAUGACAUUUAUUACAAUAUUUUUUGCUAUGCUUGGGAUGCUGUCUCCAGCUUCUAGAGGUGCACUGAUGACAGCUGCAAUUUUCUUAUAUGUUUUUAUGGGGUGUGUGUCCGGAUAUUUUUCUGCCAGAUUGUAUAAAACAUUAAGAGGUACAGAAUGGAAAAAAGCAGCACUUUAUACUGCUCUACUGUAUCCAGGUAUUGUGUUUGGAACUUGCUUUAUUUUGAAUUUCUUUAUUUGGGGGAAGCAUUCUUCUGGAGCAGUUCCGUUCACUACAAUGUUGGCUCUUCUUUGUAUGUGGUUCGGUAUUUCUUUACCACUGGUGUUUAUUGGCUAUUAUUUCGGAAUUAGAAAACAUCCCUAUGAACAUCCUGUACGCACAAAUCAAAUUCCCCGACAAGUUCCUGAACAAGUGUGGUAUAUGAACCCAUUUCUUUGCACACUGAUGGCUGGAAUUCUACCUUUUGGUGCUAUGUUUAUUGAGCUAUUCUUUAUUUUUACGGCAAUAUGGGAAAAUCAAUUUUACUACUUAUUUGGCUUCCUCUUCCUAGUCUUCAUUAUUCUCGUCAUAUCUUGCUCACAGAUAUCAAUUGUCAUGGUGUACUUUCAGCUAUGUGGUGAGGAUUAUCAUUGGUGGUGGCGAUCUAUUAUAGUGUCUGGAGGAUCUGCUGUAUACGUUUUUGCUUAUUCUGUCUUUUAUUUUCUUACUAAGCUGGAAAUCUCAGAAUUCAUUCCGACUCUUCUAUAUUUCGCAUACACUGGCUUAAUGGUUCUUACAUUUUGGAUUUUGACUGGUACCAUAGGAUUCUAUGCAGCGUAUUUCUUCAUACGAAAAAUAUAUGGCGCUGUGAAAAUUGAUUGAUGGUUGUUGUUGUAGCAUGAUUCGAAAGACUUUAUUAAGGGAAAAUGUUAUUUGAACAAAACUUGUCUAUUGGCCAAGUUGAAAACUUGCAUUUUGUAAAUACUUUUUCUCAUCUAGUAAUGUUUCUGUGGAAAGUAGAAUUUAUUUUUAUUCUCAGUU